AUGAUCUCUCUCUCUCUCUCUCUCUCUCUCUCUCUCUCUCUCUUUCUCUCCCUCUCUCUCUUUCUCUCACUUUCUCUCUCUUUCUCUCUCUCUUUCUCUUUCUCCCUCUUUCUCUCUCUCUCUUUCUCUUUCUCCCUCUUUCUCUCUCUCUUUCUCUCUCUUUUUCUCUCUCUCUUUCUCUUUCUCCCUCUCUUUUCUCUCUUUCUUUCUCUCUUUCUUUCUCUCUCCAUCUCUCUCUUUCUCUCUUCCUAUGUUUAUUUCUUUCUCACUUUCUCUUUUUCUCUCUCUUUCUCUCCUCCUCUCUCUCUUUCUCUCUUCCUCUCUCUCUUUCUCUCUUCCUCUCUCUUUCUCUCUCUCUUUCUCUCUUCCUCUCUCUCUCUUUCUCUCUUUCUCUUUCUCUUUCUCAUUCUCUCUCUUUCUCUCUCUCUUUCUCACUUCCUCUCUCUUUCUCUCUCUCUUUCUCUCUAUAUCUUUCUCUUUCUCUUUUCCUCUCUCUCUUUCUCUCUUCCUCUCUCUUUCUUUUUUCUUUCUCUCUCUAUUUCGCUAUUUCUCUCUUUUUUCUCUUUCUCUUUCCUUCUCUUUCUCUCUCUUUUUCUCUUUCUCUCUCUUUCUUUCUUCCUCUCUCUCUCUCUCUCUCUCUCUCUUUCUUUCUCUCUCUCUUUCUUUCUCUCUCUUUUUCUCUCUCUUUCUCUCGCAUUCUCUCUCUUUCUCUCUCUCUUUCUCUCUCUCUCUCUCUCUCUCACUUUGUUUUCAUCUUCUGUUCUUUUAUUUCUUGUUCCUUUUUCUAUUUGUUUAUUCCUUUCUGUCUUUGUUCUGUUUUCUUUCUUUAUUCCUUUCUUUAAAUUUUUUCUUUCUUUCUUUUUCUUUUUCCUUUGUUUCUUUCUUUUUUCUUUUUUUAUUCCUUUCUUUGUUCCGUUAUUUCUUUAUUCCUUUCUUUCUUUAUUGCUUUUUCUUUCUUUCUUCAUUCCUUUCUUUAUUCUUUUUUCUUUCUUUCUUUAUUCCUUUCUUUCUUUCUCUCUUUCUUUAUUCCUUUCCUUAUUCCUUUCUUUCUUUAUUCCUUUCUUUCUUUCUUUUUUUUUUUUUUAUUCCUUUUUUUCUUUUCUUCAUCUACCAUUUAUAUUUUUUUUCUUUAUUUUUUUCUUUGUUUCGUUAUUCCUUUUUUCAUGUUUUUAUUCCUUUUUUCUUUCUAUUUCUUUUUUACUUCCUUCCUUCCUUCCUUUUUUCUUCCUUUCUUUCUUCUUUUCUUUAUUUCAUUUAUUUCUUCAGGAUUCCUUUUCUAUCAUUCUUUCUUUUUUCUUUAUUCCAGUAUUUGUUUAUUCCUUUCUUCUUUGUUUGUUUUCUUUCUUUAUUCCUUUCUUUCUUUAUUCCUUUUUCUUUCUUUCUUUCUUUAUUCCUUUGUUUCUUUCUUUUUUCUUUUUUUAUUCCUUUCUUUGUUCCGUUAUUUCUUUAUUCCUUUCUUUCUUUCUUUCCUUUUUUUAUUUUUUUUCUUUCUUUUCCUUUUUUUCCUUUUUUUUCUUUCUCUUUCUUUAUUCCUUUCUUUCUUUCCUUUUCUUUUUUUUUUCUUUAUUCCUUUCUUUCUUUCUUUAUUCCUUUAUUUCUUUCUUUUUUUUCUUUAUUCCUUUAUUUCUUUUCUUCAUCUACCAUUUAUAUUUUUUUCUGUUAUACUUUUCUUCUUUCUUUCGCCAUCGAUCCUUUUUGCAUGUUUUUCUCUUUCUCUUUUUCUUUCUAUUUCUUCUGUUACAAGCCCUCCUUUCUUCCCUUUUGCUUCCUUUCUAUCUUCUUUUCUUUAUUCACUCAUUUACCUUCCUCUCUCAGGAUACCUUCCUUCUAUCAUUCUUUCUUUCUUUCUUUCUUUUGUUCAUGCCGUCCAUUCAUUUCUUUUUUUUUCUUUUCUCUUUCUUUUAUCGUUUACCAUUCUUUAUUUAUUUUAUUUCUUUCUAUUCUUCCAUAUCUUAUUCUAUUAUUUUUUCCGUCUUUCUUUCUUUCUUUUUUCUAUUUCCUUUGCGAGUAAUUUCUAUCUUUCUUUUCUUCUUCAUUCCUUCUUUCCUUCAUUCAUUUACUCUUUCUAUCUUUCUUUCUUUUUUGCUGUCAUUCAUUUAUUCUUCUAUUUGUUUCUUCUUCAAUUUAACCCUCUCUCUUUCAUUCUUUCUGUGUUUCUUUCUUUCUUUUUCUUCUGUCAUUUCUUUCUGUCUUUUUUCCCUUCUUUCUUUCUUUCUUUUUCUCUUUCUUUUGAGAUUUUCUUUCUUUUUAUUCUUGCCUUUCUUUCUCUUGUCGUUUACCCCUCUUUCUUUCUUUCUUUCUUUCUUUCUUUCUUUCUUUCUUAUUCUACGAUUCUUUCUUUUCUUUAAUUCAUUUUCUCCAAAUAUUUUUCUUUUUUUCCCUAAAAAUUUAUUUCAAUUCUACUAUUUUCAUUCAUUUCUCUUCACAUUUCUUCUUCUCCUUCCUGUCCAAAUCAUUCUUCCCGUUGUCCUUCAUUUUCUCUUUCACUCGCCUGGAUCUGUAUUUUAUUCCAAUUUUAUUUCCAUUAAAUCGUCCUUCCUUUCUCAAACCUUCUUCUUGUUUUUCUUCUGUUCCAUAUUCUAUAAGAAACCACUUUUUUGGCACGCUAAUGCCUGCCUUCCUGCCUUCAUUUCAUCGUUCUUUCAAUCCUUCCUUCCUUCCUUCCUUCCUUCCUUCCUGUCUGCCUGUAUUCCUUCCUUACUGCCCGCCUUCCUUCUUUACAAUCCUUCCUUUCUUCCUGCCCGCCUUCUUCCCUUCCUUCCUGCCUUCCUUCCUUCCUUCCUUCCUUCCUUCCUUCCUUCCUUCUCUCCUUCCUUCCUUCCUGCCUUCCAUCAAUCUUUCCUUUCUUCCUUCCUUCCUUCCUGCCUGCCUGCAACACUCCUUCCGUCCUACCUCCGUUCCUUCAUUCUUUACUCCCUUCCUUCUUUCUUUCCUUCCUUCCUUCUCUCCUUCCUUCCUUCCUCCCUUCCUUCCUCCCAGCUGUCCUUCCUUUUUUCCUUCCUUCCUGCCUUCCUGUCUGCCUGUAUUCCUUCCUUACUGCCCGCCUUCCUUCUUUACAAUCCUUCCUUUCUUCCUGCCCGCCUUCUUCCCUUCCUUCCUGCCUUCAUGACUUCGAUCGUUCCUGUCUGCCUGACUGCCCCAUUCCUUCCUUCCUUCCUUCCUCCUCCCUUUCUUCUCUCCUUCUUCUUUCCUUUCUUCCUUCCUUCAUGCCUGACUGACAGCACUCCUUCCUUCUUUCUUUACUCCCUUCCUUCUUGCUUUCCUUUCGUCCUUCCUGUCUGCCUGCCUUCCUUCAUUCUUUCCUUCCUUCAUUCCUUCCUUCCUUCAUUCCUUCCUUCCUCCCUUCCUUCCUUCCUGCCUGCCUGCAGCACUCCUUCCUUCCUACCUACCUCCCUUCCUUCUUUCUUUCCUCCUUUCCUUCUUUCUUUCCUUCCUUCCUUCCUGCCUGCCUUCCUUCAUUCUUUCCUUCCUUCCUUCCUUCAUUCUUUCUUUCUUUCCUUCCUUCCUUCCUUCCUUCCUUCCUUUCUUUCUUCUUUCUUUCCUUCCUUCCUUCCUUCCUGCCUGCCUUCCUUCAUUCUUUCCUUCCUUCCUUCCUUCAUUCUUUCUUUCCUUCCUUCCUUCCUGCCUGCCUUCCUUCAUUCUUUCCUUUCUUCCUUCCUUCCUUCCUUCAUUCUUUCUUUCCUUCCUUCCUUCCUGCCUGCCUGCCUGCAGCACUCCUCCCUUCCUACCUCCCUUCCUUCUCUCUUUCCUUCCUUCCUUCCUUCCUGCCUUCCUUCAUUCUUUCCUUUCUUUCUUCCUUCCUUCCUGCCUGACAGCACUCCUUCCUUCCUUCCUCCCUUCCUCCCUUCCUUCCUUCCUUCCUUCCUGCCUGCCUGCCUGCAGCACUCCUGCCUUCCUACCUCCCUUCCUUCUUUCUUUCCUCCCUUCCUUCUUUCCUUCCUUCCUGCCUGCCUGCCUUCCUUCAUUCUUUCCCUUCCUUCCUUCCUUCCUUCCUUCCUUCCUUCCUUCCUUUCUUUCCUUCCUUCCUUCCUUCCUUCCUUCCUUCCUGCCUGCCUGCCUGCAGCACUCCUGCCUUCCUACCUCCCUUCCUUCUUUCUUUCCUUUCCCUUUCCUUCCUUCUUUCCUUCCUUCCUUUCCUUCCUUCCUUCCUUCCUUCCUUCCUGCCUCCCUUCCUUCUUUCCUUCCUUCCUUAUUGUCUUCAUUCCUUCCUUCCUGCUUGCCAACAUUGCUCUUCUUUACUCCAUUCCUUCCUACCUUCCUUCCUUUUCUUUCUUCCUUCAUUCCUGUCUGCCUACAUUACUUCCUUGCUGUCUGCCUUUCUUCUUUAUAUUUUUUUCUUCCUGUCAACCUUUCUUCCCUCCUUCCUGUCUGACUGCCCUCCUUCCUUCCUCCCUUCCUUCGUUUCUUGCUGUCUGCCUACCUUGCUUCCUUUCUUCCAUCCUUCCUGCUUGUCAAACUUCAUUUCUUCUUUCCUCUAUUUCUUCCUGCCUUACUUCCUUCCUUCCUGCCUUCAUUCCUUUCUUCCUUCCUACUUGCCAACCUUCCUUCCUUCCUGCUUGCCAACCUUCCUUUCUUCCUUCUUUCCUCCCUUCCUUCCUUCCUGCUUGCCAACCUUCCUUCCUUUCUUUCUUACUUCCUUCCUUCCUAUUUCAAAAUUCCUCUUUCCGUAUUCCUCUUCUUUCUUUCUCUUUCCUUCUCCUUAAUUCUUUUCUAAGACAAUACUUUUUUUUUCGUAUCCUCUUAUUUUCCGUGUCUUCUUUAUCAAAGAAUUCCUUCGUUUCUUUUUCUUUUUCUUUCUUCUUCUUCUUCUUCUUCUUCUUCUUCUUCUUCUUCUUCAAUCAAUCUUACGACCACAAGGUCAUGUGGUCGUAA
Acanthosepion pharaonis is the source of this 4872-nucleotide messenger RNA. NCBI's taxonomy places the organism in Eukaryota, Metazoa, Mollusca, Cephalopoda, Sepiida, Sepiidae. The record is from the annotation of a GenBank genome assembly.